AUGUCUUCGCUCGAGUCAUCCUCUGAAGGAUCCAUACUUUCUCUCUUCAAUGGCCAUUUCGGAAAGGGAUGGUUGAUCUUUGGAUUCAUUGGUUCUUUCCUCUUGUGGUAUCUUCAUGCUUUGAUGCGAUUCCUUUUGAAUCGAAUGUUGUUUUUUCAAUUAACUCUGAAUGAUUCGGAUGAAGAAUUUCGAUGGUUUACUGGAUGGUUUGCCUUUCAUCCCUACACGUUAUAUGGAUCUAAACGAAUUAAACCUAAAAAGAAUCAUUACAAUGUUGGAAGAAAUUCAUUCUUUGAGAGAGGAAUUUCAGACACAAUGACAGACACCACGACGAGUAAUAAUCAUCACUCCACAGGUGAUGAAUCUUCCAAGAUGAGUCGUGUGAAGUUUGUACCUGGUUUGGGAAUUCAUCUAUUCUAUGUCAAAUCUAAAUUGUUUAUAUUGAAAUUGGGGGGUUCUCAAAGCUCAUCAUCCACUUCAACACCCACAGGAGAGGAACGAGAGAAUGUGACCAUCUACAGACCUUGCUACUCAUGGAUUUCAAUGUUGGUUCAAUUCUUUUAUCCCUGUGUGGAUAAUUAUAAUAAUGCGACAUCUGUGAGGGAUAUGUUAGAAAAUGCAGGUUUUCCCAAAUCUUUAAUUCCUCCUUCUUCAUCGGUCCAGGUUUCCUCAUCAUCAACUUCAUCGACUUUGAAGAAGAAUGACAAUAAGCAUUGUGAGCCUACCAAUACUGCAUAUUUUACAUUUCGUGAGCUUUUGGAUGAGUGUUAUUAUGUCCAUGAUUUGUUGUCACGUGAAAAGACAACUAUUUAUUCAUCGUCGAUUCAUUCAUGGAAAGUUUCAAGUGUGAUGGAGAAGAGAGAAAAAAAGACAGUCGUAUUGGAUGAAGGAGUUUGGGAAGAGUUGUAUAAUGAUGUUUUAAAUUUUCUAAAUUCUAAAAGGUGGUACAAGGACAGAGGAAUUCCUUAUCGUCGAGGAUAUUUAUUGUAUGGACCUCCUGGAAAUGGAAAGACAUCAACCAUCACAUCGAUUGCAGCUUGCUUUAAUCUCAAUAUUUGUGUCAUUAAUAUGGGAUCACAGAACAUGACGGACGAUCGAUUACAAUACAUGUUUUCGACUGUUCCAAAGAAUUGCAUGAUUGUUUUAGAGGAUAUUGAUUCGAGUUUUUCAAAAGAUGAUCUCAACGAACCUUCAGAACCUACAAAUGAAAUUGAGUUAAGAGGAAUGAGAAGUGUGAUAAAAACCACUGGAAAGGCAACCUUCUCAUGUCUGUUAAACUGUUUGGAUGGAAUUAGUUCCCAAGAAUCAAGAAUUGUAUUCAUGACCACUAAUUUCAAAGAUAAGCUUCCUCCUGCUCUUCUUAGAAAUGGACGAGUGGAUCGUAAAAUCUAUCUUGGAAAUACCACCAAGAGUCAAUUGAAACGAAUGGCUCAAAAUUUUUAUGAAGACUACAGCGAGGAGUUGUGUGAAAAAUUAUGGGAUCAAGUGGGCACGUUUUCGUUUUGCAUGGCUCAGUUGCAGGGUUUCUUUUGA
Molecule: messenger RNA, 1533 nt
Organism: Naegleria fowleri
Lineage: Eukaryota; Heterolobosea; Eutetramitea; Acrasida; Naegleriidae
Exons: 3
Coding region: 1-1533 (510 amino acids)
Biological process (GO): protein insertion into mitochondrial inner membrane from matrix; mitochondrial respiratory chain complex III assembly
Cellular component (GO): mitochondrial inner membrane
Molecular function (GO): ATP binding; ATP hydrolysis activity
Source: RefSeq, a predicted model, not a curated record